AUGGACUCGACAUAUCUCUCCGCUAUGAGAAGCGAAACAUUGAAAAAUUCGUCACAAUGGCGGUCUUGGCACAACCGAAUGAAGGCAUUUGCUCUGCAACGGCUAGUUUGGGACCUCUGCAACUCAGCUAUCGAGAAGGCAAAGCUUCCUACUCCUUUACUUGAGCCAAUUGUACCCGAGUACUCUGAGACAGGAGACCAGGACGAAAAGGCGCGAUGGAGAGACCUAUUUGAGGUCUAUAAAAUUGAGGCAAUCCGUUGGAAAAGGCAGCGGAAAGGCCUACUAGAACGAUUUGCUAAUUCCCGCGCCUUGGAGGAAGAGAUUCGAAUGAAAUGGAGAGCUUUUCCAUCUCAAAAACCCACUGGGGAUGUCGACGAAUGGGUCACGUUAUGGGAAGAGAUGUACGAGCAAGCGGCAAGCCUCAAAUCCAGCGAUGUUGCUAGCGCGAAUAAAGACUUUUUACAAGCAAUUAAGGAAGUCUUGCCGACCUGGUGGCAAGCAAAUUACCAGCAGAUCAUA
Penicillium antarcticum is the source of this 519-nucleotide messenger RNA. RefSeq lists its product as uncharacterized. Lineage: Eukaryota; Fungi; Ascomycota; Eurotiomycetes; Eurotiales; Aspergillaceae. The transcript has 2 exons. The record is from RefSeq and is a predicted model, not a curated record. The annotation marks the transcript as partial.